Xiphophorus hellerii (green swordtail) is the source of this 3398-nucleotide messenger RNA. RefSeq names its product obscurin-like. The transcript is spliced from 14 exons. Gene Ontology annotation, cellular component: external side of plasma membrane. Gene Ontology annotation, biological process: immune response; cell surface receptor signaling pathway. Bases 227 to 2683 code for a protein of 818 amino acids. Gene Ontology annotation, molecular function: transmembrane signaling receptor activity. The record is from RefSeq and is a predicted model, not a curated record. NCBI's taxonomy places the organism in Eukaryota, Metazoa, Chordata, Actinopteri, Cyprinodontiformes, Poeciliidae.
AUGAUUACAUUUUAUUUGUGACUGUUGGACAUGAAGCGCUGGAGGAACAAGUGUCAACGUAUGCUGUAGUGAAAAAAACACAGCAGUUGGUCAGAGUGUGAAACGGAAACAUGACAGCUGUAAAUAGCGAGCAUUGAGUUUUAUGCUCAGAUCCUCUUCAGAUGCUCGGACUUCAGUUUGUCUCUUGCCAAACCAGAGCGACGCGUCACCAGUGUAGGACGUGAAGAUGGACCACGUUUUGCUCUGUGUGCUGGAUUUCCUGAUUCUCAGUUUUCUCUGCUGUGGAAACUCUCAAGUGGCAACAAAGUCAGUCCUGACUGUGUCUCCAUCAUGGCUGAGUCCUGGAGCUUCAGUGACUCUGAGCUGUGAGGUUAAACCUUCAUCUGCAGGAUGGAGGUUCUACUGGUAUAAAGUUGUUCCUGAUCUGUCACAGAACAACUACAGAUAUGAGCUGCUGCCUGGUAACAUCAGUGGGACUGUAGAGAACUCCUCCAUCAUUACUGGACAGAAACACACAGCAGGAUUUGCAUGUAGAGCUGGAAGAGGAAGUCCAGAGAUCUUCACUGAUUACAGUGGACCAAAGUUCAUCUGGUCUGCAGAUCCUCAUCCAGCAGCUUCUCUCUCAGUGAGUCCUGACAGAGAGCAACACUUCACCUCUGAGUCUGUGACUCUGAACUGUGGAGGAAACUCUACUGAGUGGAGAGUGAAGGAGUUUAUAAAAAACUAUGAUAAGUGGAGAGAGAUGGGGUUUGAAGAUUACUCUUAUGGGUUAAGUUUUUGGGAUGAAGAUGAUGAAAUGACCUCUGAACACCAGUUGUCAGAUUGCUCCAACUCGUGGAAAAUGACUGGUUCCUCAUGUACCAUUAACAUUCAAUGGUCCCAUAAAGCAGUGUACUGGUGUGAGUCUGUUUCAGGAGAGUUCAGCAAUGCAGUCAACAUCAGCAUAAAUGAGGCACCAGAUUCUGUCCUGACUGUGUCUCCAUCAUGGCCGAGUCCUGGAGCUUCAGUGACUCUGAGCUGUGAGGUUAAACCUUCAUCUGCAGGAUGGAGGUUCUACUGGUAUAAAGUUGUUCCUGAUCUGUCACAGAACAACUACAGAUAUGAGCUGCUGCCUGGUAGCUUCAAUGGGACUGUAGAGAACUCCUUCAUCAUUACUGGACAGAAACACACAGCAGGAUUUGCAUGUAGAGCUGGAAGAGGAAACCCAGAAUAUUUGACUGAUUCCAGUAAACCAACAUUUGUCUGGACCACAGAUCCUCAUCCAGCAGCUUCUCUCUCAGUGAGUCCUGACAGAGAGCAACACUUCACCUCUGAGUCUGUGACUCUGAACUGUGGAGGAAACUCUACUGAGUGGAGAGUGAAGCAGUUUAGAGAAAACUCUUAUGGGUUGAUAGGUUUUUGGGAUGAAGAUGAUGAAAUGACCUCUGAACACCAGAUGUCAGAUUGCUCCAACUUGUGGGAAAUGACUGGUUCCCCAUGUACCAUUAACAUUCACCGGUCCCAUAAAGCAGUGUACUGGUGUGAGUCUGUAUCAGGAGAGUUCAGCAAUGCAGUCAACAUCAGCAUAAAUGUUGCACCAGAUUCAGUCCUGACUGUGUCUCCAUCAUGGCCGAGUCCUGGAGCCUCAGUGACUCUGAGCUGUGAGGUUAAACCUUCAUCUGCAGGAUGGAGGUUCUACUGGUAUAAAGCUGUUCCUGAUCUGUCACAGAAAAACUACAGAUAUGAGCUGCUGCCUGGUAACAUCAGUGGGACUGUAGAGAACUCCUUCAUCAUUACUGGACAGAAACACACAGCAGGAUUUGCAUGUAGAGCUGGAAGAGGAAACCCAGAAUAUUUGACUGAUUACAGUGAACCAAAGUUCAUCUGGUCUGCAGAUCCUCAUCCAGCAGCUUCUCUCUCAGUGAGUCCUGACAGAGAGCAACACUUCACCUCUGAGUCUGUGACUCUGAACUGUGGAGGAAACUCUACUGAGUGGAGAGUGAUGGGGUUCACAGAAAUAACCAAAGUGUUAUUUGUAUCACAUUGCUCCAACUGGGGGAAAAUGACUGGAUCUUCAUGUACCAUUAACAGUCGCUGGUUCCAUAAAUCAGUGUACUGGUGUGAGUCUGGAUCAGGAGAGUUCAGCAAUGCAGUCAACAUCAGCAUAAAUGAUGAAGGUCUUCUCCUGGUGAGCCCCGUCCAUCCUGUGACUGAAGGAGCUUCUGUUACUCUGAGCUGCAGACUGAGAGGAGAAAACCAACUUUCUAAUGUGUUUUUCUAUCACAAUGACAAACUGAUCCAAAGUGACAGCAGAGGAGAGCUGAAUAUCUCUGCAGUGUCUCAGUCAGAUGAAGGUUUCUACAAGUGUGAACAUUCAGGAAAAGUUUCACCUCAGAGCUGGAUGGCAGUUAAAGCUGCCUCCAGACCUGGAAGCUCUUCUUUCCCUGUUCUGUUGCUCGUCGGAUCAGUGAUUGGAAUCAUCGUUCUGAUUCUCCUGCUGCUGAUUUGUUACGUCCAAAAGCCAAAAUGUUGUGGUUCAGAGCAGCCAGUCGGUCAGGAUGAACAUCUGCAUCAAGUUUACUCCUCUCUCCUACAUGGUGACCUUUGUGUCUAUGAAACAUUAAGAGACCUUGAAAACUCUGGAAAUGGGCAACUUGAUGAAUCAGAGAAGAUCUCUGACAAAGUUGAUGCAACUUCAGAAUGAAAAAGAAAAGUCCAUGGAAUGAAGUUCAUCAGAACCAUAACAGGAAAAUCUUGAUUUUUCUUAGUCAUGUUUAUUAUGUUUUGCAUUUGUUGUCAAUAUAGGGAACCAGAGUUUUCUGUAGCUUUACUGGCAUUUUUUAUUUGAUCUGAUAUACAAUCAAACGAAUCGUCCACAGCUGGUGCCUGAACUACCGAAGCCUUUUUAGAGCCUGACUGUAAUGGAGUGAUAGCGCCAUCCAGAGGACAGUAGUAAUAUGGCCGAUAGUCCAUGUAAUACAGCAAUAGUAAAUAAGGGCUAAUUGUAAACUGUGGUCAAAGUGUAACACAGAGUAUGUAUAUUCUGUGUAUAAUCUUCUUUUGUGCAAACUAUUUACUACUUAAAUUCUGUCCUACAACGAUCUAGUUCUGCCUACACUUUACACUCCAACAUUUUUCUUGCUCCUGUGUUUGAGCAUAAAAAGGGAAUCAAACAUUUAGUGUGACGGCUCCUACAGCAAGGAAUCAGCUCCAGUUUGUGUCAUUGCUUUAACUGUUUUGUAUUUUGUUUUAAAACUUGUGCAUAUGUUUGCAUUUCUUUUACUUUUCUGUAACCAGCUUGUUAUGUGUUGCAGAUUUCUGCCCAGGUUCCUGUUGAAAAUUAGAUCUGGAUCUCAAUGGGGUUUUUACCCGGAUAAAUAAAGGAACUAAAUAAAAUAAAAUACAUUUUUUAACCAUCA